Molecule: messenger RNA, 294 nt
Organism: Entrophospora sp. SA101
Lineage: Eukaryota; Fungi; Glomeromycota; Glomeromycetes; Entrophosporales; Entrophosporaceae
Source: the annotation of a GenBank genome assembly
AUGGUACUUGAUUUUGCUCGUGACAAUUUACAAUUAAGUUCAGAAGAUCUUAUUGUGGUAUCAAAUAAAAUACGAGAAGGUGAUUUAUCAGUUGUUCUAAUGGCUUAUGAACAAGAACUAAAGAAACCUUUUAAAUCUACAAUAACAGGAAACCUUAUCAGAACAUUGUUAAUUCAAGUACAAAAAACAAAAGUAGAUUUAGAAUUAGCCAUGGCAGCUUUAGAUAAAUUAUUGAAAUCAAAUGAAUUGAAUUUUGCUUUUUUAGCAUUGGAUGGAAAGAAUUUGGUGGAAUAA